AUAAAACAGCACAUUGAAUAGACUGAACCAUCUAGAAAUUGUCUAGAAAAAGGGAAAAAUGUUGACGAAUCUCUUAGAGCGUUCGAAUUGCUUGCUGAACCAAAGGAAUCGCCAUCAAUUGCUUGCCACAGUGCUAAUAAAUAUUAUAUGCAUAUCGCAUGGCAUUGGCGUUGGCUGGGUCUCGCCCACGUUGCGGAAGCUGCAAACCUUGGACUCGCCACUUGGUGUGCCGUUGGGCGUCAAUGAAGUCUCCUGGGUGGGCUCGGCGCUGGGCUUGGGCUCGGUGACGGGCAACAUAUUGAGUGGACUUUUCCUGCAUCGCAUUGGCGGCAAAAUGUGUCUGCUGUUCAUGGCCCUGCCACAUACGUGUCUUUGGGUUCUGGUCUACUUUGCUCAGAGCGUGGAAUUUCUGAUCGUCGGUCGUUUCUUGGCUGGUAUUACUGGCGGCGGCAUAUAUUUAAUACAUCCAUUGUUUCUAAGUGAAAUUUCCGAUCCAAAUAUUCGAGGAACUCUGGCAUCGAUGGUGAUGCUGUCGGUGAAUAUUGGCAUACUUCUAGGCUAUAUAUUGGGCACACAUCUGGCCUAUCAUAUCAUACCAUUCGUAGUGCUUAUCGGUCCGCUUAGCUAUUUCAUAUUGGUUUUAUUAUUCAUUCGGGACUCGCCUAUGCAUCUCAUACGCAAGGGCAAGCUGGAAGCCGCCAAGAAGUCCUUCAUGUACUAUAAGAAUAUUAAAACUAGCGACAGUUCAAUCGAACAGACACGCGCUGCAAACGAAUUUGAUAACAUGAGAUUGACGCUUACCAAGGACGAUAAUAUGCCGGAUACGCUCAGCCUGAAUGACUUUUUCACGCGAGCCGCGCUCAAGGGCUAUGGCAUGGCGGCGGUAAUAAUUAUUGCGAAUCAGUUUAGCGCCCUUUUUGCCAUGGUCAACUACAUGUCGGACGUGUUCGCCCAGUCGGGCAGCACCAUGGAUCCCAAUACCAGCUCGAUUAUCAUUGGAUCAGUGCAAAUUCUUGGCGCCUAUGUGAGCACAAUUGUGUGCGAUGUCUUUGGUCGUAAAAUUCUGAUGCUGAUCUCAUCAGCGGGCGUGGCCAUAUGUCUGACAGUCUUUGGUUUCUUCACGUACUAUGCCGGAAUUUACGAUAUGACCGAGUGGAGCUGGAUACCAGUAGCCAUUAUGUCGCUGGACAUCUUUCUGGGCAAUAUUGGUUUGAUUAGCUGCCUGUUUGUGCUGAUGGUCGAAAUGUUUCCACUCAAGAUACGCGCCAGAGCCACAUCCAUAGCAAUUGUUAUAUGCAGCUCGUUGGUAUUCCUAAUGCUCAACAUUUUUCCACUUUGCAUGGCACAUUGGGGUCUGCCGGCCACGAUGUGGUCGUGUGCGGCUAUUACAGCAGGCUGCUUUAUAUUUUUCUUACUAUUUUUAAAAGAGACCAAAGGCAAAUCAAUGCUUGAGGAUUGAACUUAAAUAAAAGCGCCAAUAAUUGAAA
Drosophila montana is the source of this 1487-nucleotide messenger RNA. RefSeq names its product facilitated trehalose transporter Tret1-like. Gene Ontology annotation, molecular function: sugar transmembrane transporter activity. The transcript has 6 exons. Bases 59 to 1459 code for a protein of 466 amino acids. The record is from RefSeq and is a predicted model, not a curated record. Gene Ontology annotation, biological process: transmembrane transport; carbohydrate transport. Gene Ontology annotation, cellular component: membrane. Lineage: Eukaryota; Metazoa; Arthropoda; Insecta; Diptera; Drosophilidae.